Messenger RNA from Lindgomyces ingoldianus, 1952 nucleotides. RefSeq lists its product as uncharacterized. The transcript is spliced from 5 exons. Bases 61 to 1905 code for a protein of 614 amino acids. The record is from RefSeq and is a predicted model, not a curated record. Lineage: Eukaryota; Fungi; Ascomycota; Dothideomycetes; Pleosporales; Lindgomycetaceae.
UCCCAACCUGCUUAAAAAGUUUUCUUCAUCCUACAAAAUUCCUACUGGGACGGAUCAGAAAUGGAAGACAUCGAAGGGCCACGCAAAGUAGUUCGGAUAUACAGCUUCCACGCCCAAGAACGCCUCCCUCCAACAAGCGAUGCACAUACCCUAGGACGUAUACUAAGUACGGAGGAGCCUUCAUUAGAGGAUAUAAUCGAGCCAUGGCGCAGGUUUUUCGAACCCUAUUCGGAGAGUGACCCAAUCACCGCCGUCCUCUCUGUGGAAGCGGAGAAACUUCGACAACAAUGGAUUGAAUUCCAACGGGGGAAUUCAAAAGAAGAUCGAGUUGACGUGGGGGCCUCUGAACCUACCAUGCAAGGCGUGAUUUGCAUGGUGGCUGACGCAGGGAAGGUAUGGCAAGCUAAAAAAGACAAGGGCAAAAGGGGUAAAGCUAUAACGUAUUUUCAUCGCCUCUGUGGCGCACUUGAUAGACAUAGCAAUAUGCUUGAGACUAUCCCGAAAGGAAACGAAUAUGUUUCCAUCUUUGCCGGCACGAUUACGACUCUUAUCAAGGCAAGUGUAAAUCACGAAAAUAUUGCUGAGGAGCUUUCCCAAGCCCUAUGGAUGAUCAGUGAACACUCCGCGGACUGCGAGGUUGAAAUGGAGCUCUUCAGAACAGAAGCGAUGCAACGCGCCGUGGCGGACCUCUACGCCCACAUCUUUCUCUUUCUUACAGACACCCUGAGUUGGUACAUGAAAAAAAGAAGAAAAAGAAUGAUGGACUCUUUUAAUGAGAGGUUCCUUCAAGAAUUCGAGUGCGAGAUUGAUAACAUCAAGCGCAAGUCCGAGAUAAUCAAAAGAAAAGCUGCUCAGCAUCUCAUGGCGGAGCAGCGAGUAACAAGACUGACAGUUGAGGAGACCAGGAAAGAUUUGAGAUUAGGACUAGAAGGGGUAAUGAGAACGCACGCUGAGACAAUGUAUUAUGCUCAACAUGUCGCCGACCAGAUCGAGAGGCAGAGGGUUGAGCAACAGGAGGUAAAAAACAAUGUUGCUCAGCUAUAUCGUAACAUCGUAAAGUUCCUCACAGACUCUGCUCAGUCCGAAAAAGGGAAUGUAUCUCUCGACUUGGAGAGCGAGCACAUUAUGAAUCCCAGAGCAGUACAAGGUGCGAAUAAGUCACGAGACGACCUACAUCUCAACUCAGCCUCCCUUGAAGACUUCUUUCAACGCGAUCGUGUCCGGCUGGAAUGCGACCUCUUCGUUCCUACCCCAGUAGAUCCAGAAGCCGUCUCUUGUCUCGCGGAAUGGACGAGGCAACUUUCUUCGUUUCCUAUAUUGUCCAUCGCCUCCCGCGACUUCUCCUCGAGGGAUGAACUCGAAAACCCGAUGACCAUACUCGCGGCCAAAUUCAUCGACUUCGCUGCAGCGUCUAAUAUCCCUCUCGUUUCCUACUUCUGCGAACUGAAACGCGGAGAAAGGCUACAAAUGGGCAACACACUGGAGAUGCAAGGGUUGAUGUCGCUAUUUUAUGGAAUUCUACGCCAGAUGAUUGAGCUGGCACCUCCAGAAUUCAAGAGUUCCAAGGAUUUUUCUAAGGAGCGGUUUGAAAAACUUGACGGAAGUGUACACUCCUGGGAUCAUCUCACUAGUGUAUUCCGAGAUGUCCAGGAUAUACUCCCCGGAAAACUGUUCUGCGUGAUCGAUGGGCUGCAGUGGUUAGACGACGCGAGCACUUCUUCCUUCCUAGCCCAAUUUGUAGAGAUGCUACGUCGUGACAAUUUUAAGGUCCUGAUUACCACGACUGGACAAUCGCAGUGCUUAUUAGACUGCCUAACGCGGGAAGAAUUGUUGAUCUUAGAGAGACCCAGAGGAGAAAAGGCGGGUUCGUUAUGGAAGUUCGAGGAAGGUGUGCUAGAGUUGUAGUUGAUAUUGCGCAAAGGGUUGUGAUACUUCGGAACCUUGGACGUUUG